GCCCAAUCCAUGAAAAAGAUCAAUACGUCAUGACGAGGAAGCGGCUGAUCACCCCAUCACGCACAAUGUCUUGCGCUGAGAGCACCGCAGCACUCUGCAUCCUCCAUGGCAACAGCGAUAAAGCAGUACUGCCCCGUCCGCCGCCCAAUGUGCCGUCUACAAUUCAGCAGCGCUCCGAUGGCUAUGUCCUCUUGUCUUUCCAGGAGGAAGUCAGCCUUGCUCGGAACUUGGCCUUCUUGGCAUAUACUCGAGACGAUCCGAAAUGUAUCCCCGCUGUUUGCAUUGAGCAGGAUCAUCGCCAACGCACGCUUAAUGUGCGUGUAGCCACCAAUACCGGGACCAUCUUGCUCGAGGCAGCAGUCGAAGGGCUGCAGGGAUAUUUGACAUCAUGGCUCUGCGUGGUGGGCGAGAAUCGACGUCCACAACGAUGAACAACAUCUUUCUCGCGAUUGUCACGAUGUGCUCCCCCCGGAUCCUGACGCGUUUGGGACUGCAGCCGCGAAAACAAUUCCCAGCCAAGCAGAAGCAGCCAUUCGUCCAGGCCCUGAAAAAUGCAUCGACGUUACUGAAUCAUUAUAAUCGCGCUCCAGCCACCAAAUUUGGGUAUCACUGCAGAGAGGUGAGCAAGUGCAUUACGCAGUGGGAGAAGUUCCAGUCUCCGAGCACCCUCGCUCCCGUCAUUGUCGCCAUUCACAAGCUCCACAUGGAGGUCGAUGUAGAGAACACCCUGAACGGCGUGACGCAUCAGGUACUCCAGAAAGAGGCCAAAGCAAGCAUAGUCAACAAGAUACGCAAGCUGUCACGGUACUAUGAAAUAGCGCGAUACCUAUGUCGCAGGUGUAUCAAGGAUGUGGCAUUUCGGCACCUCACAGCUAUUCGAGUCGUCUUACCCGAGCAAACUAUCGCAUACGAACCCCUGACCCCUGGCAAGUUCGAAGCCGAAAUAGGGUUCACUGAAGUCCUCCGCCAGGCCGGCCUUCCAAAUGGUGAUGAGCAGAAAAUAAUCAAGACACUAUACAGUCUUCUCAAAAUCACUCCUGAACAAGCCAGCCAGAGUUUCCAUAAACGGGUAUCCAAGACACUGAGGGCAGCCAAGGUCCACGCGGAGGUCAAACUGCUGUACUACUACGAAAUCAACCGCGACACGAUCCCAUUGUUGCCACGGGCAGUCUGCUCAAGCAAAGAUGCGUGCUGGAUGUGCAAUGCGCUGAUCGACGCCCACGGAGAGAUGUUCACGCCGCGCUGUCACGGUGUCUUAUAUCCCGGCUGGAAACAGCCUCGUCUACCCGACUCAUCAAAGUGGGCCGAAGUUAGGGCGACAUUAACGUCCCGGUUGCAGCAAGCAGUUGCAGAAAGUGCUCAGCAUAUACUGCGUUCUGGGCAGAAACCCGGCUAUGCCCAUCCUGUGGAGAGCACGCUUUCAAUACUGAGGUGGUCGCUGUCAACUAUGCAUCUGCCGUUAAGCGGGCCGGUCGAAGAUGAUUUGCCUGAAGCCCCCACGCACAGUGGUGGAACAUCGCUCGAAGAUACUUCCGAAAAGCCCAACUCGAUCGUAACUGCGAUCGGAUUGUGCGCAGAGCAAGCCGAUGGGCUGUCAUCGAUUGAGCCUGAAAAUAAUAUCUCGCUUCAGCUAUACCAACCGUACCGGUAUCAACCGAGCACAGGCGACGGCAACGGUCUGUGGCUCGACGCAGGCGGCCUGACAAUCUUGCUAGAACCUCCCGAUGAUGCCAAUUUACGGAGUAAUGUUCCUCGUGAAAAACAAAGCAUCAACCUACGCAAAGUGCCGAGAUUGAGUUACACGACAACAUAUACUUGCGUCAACGAGAGAGGUCGUGUUGAUGAUGUCACAAUGCCAUCCAGUGGGCCGGCGCUCAUGACCUUGGAUCGGAGAAUGGCGAAGGGCGUCGACCUCGAUAUGGAGGAAGACGAGUGUGGAAUCAUUCGACUGGGACUCAGCAGUGGAGAAGCCGUACAGAUCCAAAGGCAUCAGUAGAGAGAACAGAGUGAAUGUUCUCUUCGCGGUACUAGGAAAUGUAUCAUCCUAAGUGGUGAGGCAUUCGUCAACUUCAACGCCUUGUGUCCGAGUGUAGGCUGUCCGGAUCGAGCGCAGCUG
Molecule: messenger RNA, 2116 nt
Organism: Microdochium trichocladiopsis
Lineage: Eukaryota; Fungi; Ascomycota; Sordariomycetes; Xylariales; Microdochiaceae
Exons: 2
Coding region: 389-1996 (535 amino acids)
Source: RefSeq, a predicted model, not a curated record